AUGAUGAUGAUGAUGCGCCGUGUGAUGUGUGUGUUGGCCGUUGUGCUGUGCUGCACCUGCGGGUAUACCAUGACGGCUGCUGCUGCUGUUGAUAAUGACAGUCCCAGUGGCCGUGGUGUAUCCCGUGGGGCUGUGGAGGUGUCGUGCGGGGCCGGCGGUGCGCUGCGUGUACGCCCCGCUGCUGCGAGCGAGUGGCUUACAUGCGGAGCGGGCAGCCGUGUGUCUGCAUGUGGGAAGUACGCAGACCUCUGCAGCCAGCGUACCGCAAGAACAACAACAACCAUUGCUACUACUGCUACUGGACAACUGAAGGCAGUGAUGGCGAUUGAAAGUGUUUCUGAUGGUGUUACAGGAAGUAUCUUCACAGAACUCUAUCGUGGUAUGUAUGACAAACCUGGAACUACAUACUUAGAUUCACUUUAG
This is a messenger RNA of Trypanosoma theileri, 423 nucleotides long. RefSeq lists its product as uncharacterized. NCBI's taxonomy places the organism in Eukaryota, Euglenozoa, Kinetoplastea, Trypanosomatida, Trypanosomatidae. The transcript has a single exon. The coding region runs from base 1 to 423 and encodes 140 amino acids. The record is from RefSeq and is a predicted model, not a curated record.